AUGCGCUUUGCUCUGACCGUCCUGGCUCUGUGCCUGGCCCUCUCGACCGCGAGCGGCAGCCAGGUCAACCUGACUUACUUUGAAAUGUCCCCCCUCAGCGGUGUGCUGCCUGGCCAGUCCAUCCAGCUGUCAUGGACUUUCAACGGCCUGGCCAUCGAUGGCAGCAACGAUUGGAUCGGCCUCUACGGCAUCAACGACAUUCCCAGCGCUACCUCGCCUUCGUGGACCUGGGACUGGACUGGCACCAAGAGCGGCACCAAGACUCUGACUGUUCCGACCAAGUGUACUCCUGGCACCUACGUUGUCUACUACUUUGGCGACAGCGGCCGCACAAAUAUCCUGGCCAUGUCAUCGUACUUCCGCGUGCUCUCGGAUGCCAACCACAAGGUCACCAUCGGCAGCCAGUCCAACCAGAACAUCGUCGUCAACUGGCAGGUCCCCCAGGGCACCUCUGGCGCUGUCAACCUGUUCACUGUGGGCGGCUCCUCGCCUCUCAACUCCAACGUUGUCUGCCCCAUCAGCGGCACUGCCACCUCCGGCAGCUGUACCAUCCAGAUCCCGGCCUCCAACGCCGCCCUCUAUGAAUUCCGUCUGUUCUCCAACCAAAAGAACGGCCACAUGGCCACCAGCACCCCUGUUUCGCCCAGCGGCGACGGCGGGUCCGACAACCUGUCGUUCACCACUACCGGCGUCUCGGGCUCAGCCAUCACCUUCAGCUGGAGCAACCUUGCGGCCGAAUCGGAUGCUUGGAUCGGCAUCUAUCCCUAUUACAUCCCUGGCACCACUACGGAUCACUCGCCGCUGCUCAUUUGGGUGUUCACCGGCGGAGCCAGUUCUGGCUCCUAUACUCUGUCGCUUCCUGGUGCUCCUGGCUACUACAAGGCCAUCUACUACAAAUCGGGUGGAAACGGCGGUGUUAAUGCCUACUCGUACCCCAUCGCGACGACUGGUCUGAUCCGAGUCAGCCCCAUGUCUGUCCAGUGCGGCCUGAGCGCCGGCACCACCAACUCCAACAUCAAGAACAUCAUCACCAUCGUGAUGGAAAAUCAUUCCUUCGACUCGUACUUUGGCAACUACUGUCAAGCCCCGACCUUCUCCAAUCCCACGUGUGAAUACGGUCCUCAGUGCUGUGAGAAGCCCCCCCUGUCGGUCUUUGGCGUCCAGCCCACGGUCCUCAACGACGCCGCCAACACUGCCUUUGACCCGAACCAUGAACAUGCCUGCAUGCUCACCAAGAUCGACAGCGGCCGGAUGGACGGCUACGUCAAUGGCACCUCCUGCUCCGACAACCGCAACUUUGCUGUUGCCGACGUCAACACCGUCGCCGUCUACCACCAGUAUGCUGGCAAGUACGCCAUGGCUGACAACUACUUCCAUCCUGCUGCCGGCGCCAGUGCCCAGAACGACAUGUACUUGGCCCGCGGCACCCAUGUCUUUUACGACAACAGCGAGUCGCCUGCCUGUACGCACGGCACCCAAUGCGUGCUGGUUGGCCAGAAGGGCUACUGGAGACACGAGCCCACCAUCGGCCACCUUCUGAACAGCUGCGGCGUUAGCUGGGCCUUCUAUGCCGAGGCUUACGACUCCUCGUCCAUUGGUUGCUAUCCCUGGAAAUACGACGCAAGCGACAAUCCGUUCUCCUACUACUAUGGCAUCGGCGACUCGCCCAACAUGCAGGACUUUACCAAGUUCCAGGCUGCCCUGACCUCUGGCUCGCUGCCUUCGGUCAGCUACAUCAAGCCUCUGGGCACCCGCUGCGAACACCCCUCACUCUCCAAGAUCACGGACGGCACCGCCUUUGUCAAGUCUAUUGUUGACUCGGUUUUGGCAUCUCCCUAUGCCAACCAGACGCUGAUCCUGAUCCUGCCGGACGAGAGCGGUGGUUUCUACGACCACGUCCCUCCUCCGCCCACCUGGGACGGCUACGACUCGCACCCCAACGGCGCUCGCACCUGGUUCAUCGCCGCUGGCAACUUGGUCAAGUCCAACUACAUCUCGCACGUCCAGAUGGAGCACACAUCUAUCAUCAAGUUCAUCGAGCAUAACUGGCUUGGCGUCACCGGCCAGCUGGGAACCCGCGACCUGGUCGUCAACAACAUCGACUCGGUCCUGAGCCCGCUUGCCGGAUACAUUCCGUAAACCCAGCUCUUCUUUGCUAUUGCUGACUGG
This is a messenger RNA of Polychytrium aggregatum, 2169 nucleotides long. RefSeq names its product phosphoesterase family-domain-containing protein. The coding region runs from base 1 to 2139 and encodes 712 amino acids. The record is from RefSeq and is a predicted model, not a curated record. The transcript has 9 exons. Lineage: Eukaryota; Fungi; Chytridiomycota; Chytridiomycetes; Polychytriales. Gene Ontology annotation, molecular function: hydrolase activity, acting on ester bonds.